UUUUUUUUAUUAUCAAACAAGCAAUGUUUUUACCAAAAGAAAAAGUAAAGCCUCCACGUAGCUUAAGGACUGCUCGGCUUUCAGUAGUGAAAAACAAAAUAUCGACACCUGUUAUGCAAACCACACUAUCAACACCCAACAAAGCGAUUAAAGCUUUAUAUGACUAUCAUGCACAAAGUCCAAAUGAGCUUUCAUUUAAACGAGGCGAUUUCUUUCUAGUGACAGGAAGAGAAGGAGAUCAUUAUUUCUAUGAGGCGUUUAAUCCCAUCACAAAUUCACGUGGUAUAGUGCCGAUACAAUAUUUCCAAGUAUUAGAAAAAGAUGAAAGAGCAAUGACUGAUUCGAGGUCAAAGAAGGGAUUAGCAGAUCAUAAUGAAGCUCAACAUAAAUCUCAGCCAUUGUAUGGAGUUGUCCUCUACGAUUUCCACGCACAAAGAUCAGAUGAAUUAAGCGCAAAGACAGGAGAAUCAAUCAUUGUGAUUGCACAACCUAAUCCCGAAUGGUAUGUGGCGAAACCGAUCGAACGUCUAGGUGGCCCUGGCUUGAUUCCAGUUAAAUAUGUAGACAUUCGCGACGCUUCUACUGGACGAUCUAUAGCAACAAGCAAUCACACACCUCAAAAUGUAGACAGUUGGAAGAAACAAGGAUUAGGGCAUGAAGUGUCGAGUAUGCCUUUGGGUAAACUAGAAAACCAGAUGCAGCAAAUGACAAUUACUGAGGAAGAUGAUGUCUAUGGAGAUUAUUUUGCUACGUCUAUUUCAUCAAGUUCACGUCAUGAUGAAGGAUCUAUCGUCGUAUCAGCAUAUAUCGACUCUUAUAUAUUAGAAGCAGAUCAAUACUGGUUUAUUGUCUUUGCACGCUUAAAGAAUGGAAAGUAUCGAGUUUUAUAUCGACUUUACGAAGAUUUUUAUGACUUUCAAAUUAACUUUUUACAAGAAUUUCCAGCUGAAGCAGGGAAGAGAGAUCAAGAGAGGAUAUUGCCUUAUAUGCCAGGACCAUUAGACACAGUGGAUGAUGAAAUAACAGAGAAACGAGCCAGAGAUCUAUCUACAUACUGUGCAGAUUUAUUAAAAUUACCAAAAUAUCUAUCGGAAAGCACGUGGGUUCAAGAUCAACUAUUUGGUAUUCAUGAAGGCGAUGUCGAAACAGACGUAGAUCCUAGUCAAGGACGAUCUACUCAUCCCAACGAAUCAUCUACAGUCAAUACGGUUAGCGAUACAGCAGUAACAGCAACGUCAUCUUCUUCUUCUUCAACAGCCAAACCAACAAUCAAAGUCAAAAUAGUUUACAAGGAUGAAAUAUUCGCCAUCAAAGUGCCAGUACCGAGCACAUUAGAGUUUUUACAAAACAAAGUAACAAGUCGACUGGGCUUCCCGGUUCAGUUAUUAUAUAAAAAGGAUGGAAACCAACUAACAGAUUUGACAACCGAAAGUUUUGAAGCAGCUGUCCAAUUAGGCAAAUUGACCGUCGUUGCUUCUUGAUCUUUUGAACAAUAAAGCGAAAUACAUUACACAUCUCUUUUUUUUUAUAAAGUCGCGCGAGCAUAACACAUAACGGCUUUAAACGGCAAUUCAACAUGUCACGGAUAUUCUAAAAAAGGGUUAUUUUGUAUUGGCGUAACAUAGUAAUACUAUAAACUUUUAAUAAGCAUCAUGGUAUAAAGCCCAAGUGUCUACAAGUAUGUCAAGGACUGUUGCAUUAUCGAAUAUAUUGAAUAGAGAGGUAAAUAUCUGUAUUUACUGAUAAAAUAUAAUUGCAUAUUUUCCACGUAAAUGAAUAAAGGGACAUAAAGCAAAAAGCCUAUUAUAAAUUCCUUGUAGCAUUAUAGUCUUAGUGCCUCUAUCCUAACAAGGAAUCUAAACUCUAUUGAUAACCGGUCUAGAAAAAGCAUAAAUAUUUGAUCAACUCUGGAUUAAUUACAUAAAAGGCUCUGCAGGGAUGGAAGGAUCGAGAAAAUACACUGAUCACAAUUAUUC
Messenger RNA from Rhizopus microsporus ATCC 52813, 1976 nucleotides. RefSeq lists its product as uncharacterized. The record is from RefSeq and is a predicted model, not a curated record. Gene Ontology annotation, molecular function: protein binding; phosphatidylinositol binding. Lineage: Eukaryota; Fungi; Mucoromycota; Mucoromycetes; Mucorales; Rhizopodaceae. The transcript has 4 exons. Bases 24 to 1481 code for a protein of 485 amino acids.